This is a messenger RNA of Drosophila sechellia, 712 nucleotides long. RefSeq names its product DNA polymerase epsilon subunit 4 (gene PolE4). Gene Ontology annotation, biological process: DNA-templated DNA replication. The transcript is spliced from 2 exons. Gene Ontology annotation, cellular component: nucleus; epsilon DNA polymerase complex. NCBI's taxonomy places the organism in Eukaryota, Metazoa, Arthropoda, Insecta, Diptera, Drosophilidae. The record is from RefSeq and is a predicted model, not a curated record. The coding region runs from base 60 to 527 and encodes 155 amino acids. Gene Ontology annotation, molecular function: protein heterodimerization activity.
UAACAACAUUGUAUUUGGAUUGCAUUGGUUUGGUUUGUUUUCAAUUUUUAUCGUGCGCAAUGGCCAGCGAGGAACUAUUUGAAGCUGAAUUCUCGGAAGAACAGGACUUGGAGCGUCAGCAGCCCAUGGAGACUGAGGCGGCGGAGCUAGCGGAAACAGAAGAGGCUUUGGAUAUCACCGAGGAAUCGCCGGAAAAUCCUGAGGCAGAAUCUACAACAGAACAAUUGGCAGAAAAACCAGUGACGAAUGGCAACAAGGGCCCUGCUGAUAACGAAGCCAAGAUGACACAACUGCCGUUGGCCAGGAUACGGAACAUAAUGAAACUGGAUCCGGAUCUGCAUAUGGCCAACAAUGAGGCCGUGUUUAUAGUGGCGAAGGCAGUGGAACUAUUCAUAGCCUCGUUGUCCCGGGAGUCAUAUACCUACACGGCGCAGUCCAAAAAGAAAACCAUACAAAAGAGGGACGUGGAUAUGGCCAUUUCUGCUGUGGACAGUUUGCUAUUCCUUGAUGGAGCCAUGAACUUUUGAACACCCCCACAAAUGAAACUGGAUUCGUCGAUUAUACUUUUAUACUUUAUUUAGGGAUAUUCAGCGGCAAACAAAUUCAGUCCUAAACGUCCUUAUGGUUUUAUGUUAAAAAUAAUAUUUAAGGUUUAAAACAAUUGUUGAUUCGCAAAGAAAACAAACAAAAAAGAAAUCAUAAUUAUAAACGA